Molecule: messenger RNA, 1656 nt
Organism: Kluyveromyces lactis
Lineage: Eukaryota; Fungi; Ascomycota; Saccharomycetes; Saccharomycetales; Saccharomycetaceae
Product: sugar porter family MFS transporter
Exons: 1
Coding region: 1-1656 (551 amino acids)
Biological process (GO): transmembrane transport; carbohydrate transport
Cellular component (GO): membrane
Molecular function (GO): carbohydrate:proton symporter activity
Source: RefSeq, a predicted model, not a curated record
AUGUCAUUGAAAAAUUGGCUUUUGCUACGUGAUAUCCAAUACGAGGGAACGUUUUAUAAAAAGUUCCCCCAUGUCUACAACAUUUACGUCAUCGGUUUCAUAGCAUGUAUCUCCGGUCUUAUGUUCGGUUUUGAUAUCGCAUCGAUGUCUUCUAUGAUUGGUACCGAUGUUUACAAGGACUAUUUCAGUAAUCCUGACUCUUUGACUUACGGUGGUAUUACUGCUUCUAUGGCAGGUGGUUCAUUCUUGGGUUCUUUGAUCUCUCCAAACUUUUCUGAUGCUUUUGGUAGAAAAGUCUCUUUGCAUAUAUGUGCUGCUCUAUGGAUUAUUGGUGCCAUUCUACAAUGUGCUGCUCAAGACCAAGCCAUGUUGAUCGUGGGUCGUGUUAUUUCUGGUAUGGGUAUUGGUUUCGGUUCCUCUGCUGCCCCUGUGUACUGUUCUGAAAUCUCCCCACCAAAGAUUAGAGGUACCAUUUCUGGUCUUUUCCAAUUCUCUGUUACCGUUGGUAUCAUGGUCCUAUUCUACAUCGGUUACGGUUGUCACUUCAUUGAUGGCGCUGCUGCCUUUAGAAUCACUUGGGGGUUGCAAAUGGUUCCAGGUUUGAUCUUAAUGGUCGGUGUAUUCUUUAUCCCGGAAUCCCCACGUUGGUUGGCUAACCAUGAUCGUUGGGAAGAAACUUCUCUCAUCGUUGCUAACAUCGUUGCUAACGGUGACGUUAACAACGAACAAGUUCGUUUCCAAUUGGAAGAAAUUAAGGAACAAGUCAUCAUCGAUUCUGCUGCCAAGAACUUCGGUUACAAAGAUUUAUUCAGAAAGAAGACUUUACCAAAAACAAUCGUUGGUGUUUCUGCUCAAAUGUGGCAACAACUAUGUGGUAUGAAUGUUAUGAUGUACUACAUUGUCUACAUUUUCAACAUGGCUGGUUACACUGGUAACACUAACUUGGUUGCCUCGUCCAUUCAAUAUGUGCUAAAUGUUGUUAUGACUAUCCCAGCAUUGUUCUUGAUUGAUAAAUUUGGUAGAAGACCUGUGUUGAUCAUUGGUGGUAUCUUCAUGUUCACUUGGUUGUUCUCUGUCGCUGGUAUCUUGGCUACUUACUCCGUUCCAGCCCCAGGCGGUGUCAACGGUGAUGAUACUGUUACUAUUCAAAUUCCAAGUGAAAACACUUCCGCUGCUAACGGUGUCAUUGCAUCCUCAUACUUGUUCGUCUGUUUCUUCGCUCCAACUUGGGGUAUUGGUAUCUGGAUUUACUGUUCUGAAAUUUUCAACAACAUGGAAAGAGCUAAGGGUUCUGCCCUUUCUGCAGCAACUAACUGGGCCUUCAACUUUGCCUUGGCUAUGUUCGUUCCAUCUGCCUUCAAAAACAUUUCCUGGAAGACCUACAUCAUCUUUGGUGUCUUCUCUGUUGCUUUGACUAUUCAAACUUUCUUCAUGUUCCCAGAAACUAAGGGGAAAACUUUAGAAGAAAUCGACCAAAUGUGGGUUGAUAAUAUUCCAGCAUGGAGGACUGCUAAUUACAUUCCACAACUACCUAUCGUUAAAGAUGAAGAAGGUAACAAGUUGGGCUUGUUGGGUAACCCACAACAUUUGGAAGAUGUUCAUUCUAAUGAAAAGGGUCUACUUGACCGUUCCGACUCAGCAAGCAACUCCAAUUAA